AUCCUGGUGCUGCAUGGGGACCCCCGGAGCUGCCCUGUCCCCAUAGCGGGGGGUUAUUGGGUACCCCGAUGGUGGUGGCACAUGGGGACAGGGAUGCUCCGUGUGCUCCAGAGUGGGAGCAGCAUGGACCGGGCACGGCUGCUGGGUGGCAAUGGGGCACCUUGUCCCCAGCGCCGCAUCCCCAUGGCAGCAAAGUGUGGGUCCCCCCCCAGCAGCCAUGGGACAAGGGGGACUCCGGCUUCGGCUCUGGCUCCUAUGGGACCUGGCUGGGGUGGAAAGCGGGGUCCCAUGGGUGCCACAUGGGUGCUACCUUGCACCCGGACACACCAAGGGCUGGUGGCCACCGGGCUUGGAGCAGGGGCCAGCGCUGGGGGAGGCAGAGGGACACGGGGAUGCUCCCAUCACCCCAAGGACCCACCAGGGACUCCUUUGAGGUGGAGGAGGUGCUGAGUGUCAGUGAGGAGGAUGAUGAUGAUGAUGAUGAUGGUGAUGAUGAUGAUGAUACUGAUGAUGAUGAUGGUGAUGGUGAUGCCCACAAGGAACCCAUCCGGUCCCUCCAUCCCUCCGCUGCCAUCCGCAGAAGUUUCCUGCCCCCCGCCAGCAGCGGGCCCUCGGACAGCAGCGGCUCCGGGGAGGAGGCGGUGCCGGGGCUCAGCUCCCAGCCCAGGGCCUGAGGCCACCGCAGAGG
Messenger RNA from Pezoporus occidentalis (night parrot), 688 nucleotides. RefSeq lists its product as uncharacterized. The coding region runs from base 69 to 674 and encodes 201 amino acids. The record is from RefSeq and is a predicted model, not a curated record. Lineage: Eukaryota; Metazoa; Chordata; Aves; Psittaciformes; Psittacidae. The transcript has 3 exons.